Molecule: messenger RNA, 3364 nt
Organism: Strigops habroptila (Kakapo)
Lineage: Eukaryota; Metazoa; Chordata; Aves; Psittaciformes; Psittacidae
Gene: TRIB2
Product: tribbles pseudokinase 2
Exons: 4
Coding region: 421-1452 (343 amino acids)
Biological process (GO): regulation of MAP kinase activity; positive regulation of proteasomal ubiquitin-dependent protein catabolic process; protein phosphorylation
Cellular component (GO): nucleus
Molecular function (GO): mitogen-activated protein kinase kinase binding; ATP binding; protein kinase activity
Source: RefSeq, a predicted model, not a curated record
CGCACCGGUGCGCUCUGCUGCGUACUGGUACAAGGGCCCCGGCUCGGCGGGCCGUCCCCUGGGCCCCGGCGCAGCCCGUCAGCGCGGCGGAAGAACGCCUCACCUUGUUUACCCCGAGCGCGGCCGGCGGCGGGGGGAGGUGGCGGGGGCGGGGCCGGGGCGGGGCGCGGUGGGGCCGGGCCAGGCGGUGGCGGCGGGACAGUCAGCCUGCGCGCUGGGCACCGUGCGGCGGCCGGCAGCGAGGCACGGAGGCAGCCAGCGUCCCCGCCACGACGCGGCGCUGAGGCUGGUCGCCCGCCGCCGCCGCCGCCGCGGUCCCGCCCCCCCCGCCACACAAAGGCAGCCUCAGCCGGACGGGCGAGGGACCGCGCUCCACGCCAGGGCUCCGGUGCAGCGUCUCGGCUGGUCUUCUCCAUACUCAUGAACAUACAAAGGUCAACCCCUAUCACGAUAGCACGAUAUGGGAGACCGCGGAAUAAAACCCAGGAUUUUGAGGAGCUCUCGUCUAUACGGUCCAUCGAGCCAAGCCAGAAUUUUAGCCCUAAUCUAGGCUCGCCGAGCCCGCCGGAGACCCCGAACUUGUCGCAUUGCGUUUCUUGCAUCGGGAAAUACUUAUUGUUGGAACCUCUCGAGGGAGACCACGUUUUCCGAGCCGUACAUCUGCACAGUGGCGAGGAGCUGGUUUGCAAGGUGUUUGAUAUUGGCUGCUACCAGGAGUUAUUAGCACCAUGUUUUUGUCUGCCUGCGCAUAAAAAUAUCAACCAAAUUACUGAAAUAAUUCUUGGGGAGACAAAAGCGUAUGUGUUCUUUGAAAGGAGCUAUGGGGACAUGCAUUCGUUUGUUCGUACCUGCAAGAAGCUUAAAGAAGAGGAGGCAGCCAAACUCUUCUAUCAAAUAGCUUCCGCUGUUGCACACUGCCAUGAUGGUGGACUGGUACUGCGAGAUCUCAAGCUGCGAAAGUUUAUUUUCAAGGAUGAAGAAAGGACUAGAUUGAAAUUGGAAAGCCUAGAAGAUGCUUAUAUUUUAAGAGGAAAUGAUGACUCUCUUUCUGAUAAGCAUGGGUGCCCAGCCUAUGUGAGUCCAGAGAUCUUGAACACAAAUGGCAGCUACUCUGGCAAAGCAGCGGACGUAUGGAGUCUAGGUGUCAUGCUUUAUACCAUGUUAGUUGGACGCUAUCCUUUCCAUGACAUUGAGCCUAGUUCCCUCUUCAGCAAGAUCCGUCGUGGGCAGUUUAACAUUCCAGAAACUCUAUCCCCCAAGGCAAAAUGCCUCAUACGUAGCAUACUGCGUCGGGAGCCAUCGGAAAGGCUGACUUCACAGGAAAUUCUGGACCAUCCAUGGUUUUCUACAGAUUUUAAUGUAUCAAAUUCAGGAUAUGGUGCUAAGGAAGUAUCAGAUCAGCUGGUGCCUGAUGUCAACAUGGAAGAAGAUUUGGACCCAUUCUUUAACUGAGCACAAAGACUGUUGUUCAGAAGGUACACAACCUGGAGAUGGACACAUGAAGGAGCCCUUCCUGACCGUGUUAAAUCACAUCCUGCAUCAGCCUAGCUUGGUAGCAAAAGACACUCAGAGGUCCUCGGAUUGAGAAGGGACCUCCACAAGGAGCUAAUAUAACAAAUGUAGCAUGGGGACAGAUUGGGGGGGUGGGGGGAGCUUGCUAUCAGGUUAGAUUGAUUUGGAGGAGAAAAGGCAGCAUGGAGCAAUUGUAGCUUCUCACCUUUUUGGAGCCAAGGAGACUGCACAUGCCAAUUCUGGUGCAGCUGUAUCACUCCUGUUUCUGUUCCAUUAAAAAUAGUGGUAACUCACAACAAAUAGAAACUUUUUUGCCUCAGCUCACAUCUUGGCAUCGCACUGUUAGAUAUUUAACUUCAGCCAUUAUUCAGGGAAAGUACAAUUGGCUAACACUUUUUUAAUCGGAUAUCUAAUAAUGGGAUUAAUUUAAGAAAAAAUUAGGUGCACAAAGAUGGACAUGAAAAGUGGGUGCUAAAAACAAACAAAAUUUCAGUUCAUGUCUCUUGAUAGCUAUUUUCAACUCAUUUCUUCUAAAUAAACUACUUAAUAUUCUUGUCAGGAAAUGACAUUUUAAUGCUUUGUUCCCUUAAGGGGAAGUAACUGUCAUUUAAGAAGCUGUUCUGUUUUGUGUCAAAUGGUUUGUUGCAGGAAGCUAUUAUAGAUCGAACUUCCAGAUGCAUUACUGCUAUAAUAAGGGGAAAAAAAGAAGAAAAAUGUAUAAUUUUUUCUUUUUUCUUUUUUUUUUUUUUUUUUUUUUUUUUAAAUAGAUAUGAGAUACUGGCUUCCAUAUCUGCCAUGCUGCACAUUUAUGACUAAAGAGGGCAGAAAGCCCUUAAUUGUGUCUUUAUCUGAGAACCCAUCUCUUCUUUAACUGACCGGCCCACAUGUAAAUAGAGGGCUCUUUAUUAUUGAAGAAGAGUAUUGUGUUGGAUUUAUUUUACUUUGAGUUCCUUUCAACUUGGGAAAAGAAUUGUUUGGGUUUGAUUUUUGUUUAUGUCCAGAAUAAGAAAUAAGAGGGUAUUAAUAAGCUGAACAUUUAUAUUACAGAUAUUCCUCUUGGAACAUACACAGUAAUAUGCACCUUUUGUAUUGUCAAGACUUAUUCUAUUUAUUGAAGAAAAUGUCACAGUAGUGAUGUAUUAAGCCAGUACUUCAAUUACGGGUUGACUUGGGAUGACAUGUUACAUGCUGUAGUUAACACACUUCUUUUCUGUUCAGGUAUUUCUGUCCUUAAAUAACUUUUUAUUUAGCUUCUUUUUCUAGAUAGCUUUAUUUGAUUUAGACUGGCAGAUGUUUUUAUUACUGCUUUUAUAUUGCUGUAUGAUACUGAAAUCUCUUGGCAUAAAUAUUUGUGUUUCCAGUACCUCAGUUGUUCUGAUAUUACUGCCUGUAUACGUUUUGUGAAGUGGUCAUGUUUUUUGGGUAGGUACAUGUGGACUCUGUAGUAUGUAAAUGUUACUUGAAUUUGUGCUUAAUUAUAGUAUGUGGCAUGUGCGUACAGCUACUUGGCAUUUGACGUAUGGAUGCUAUUUGCCUGCCUUGCAGGAAAGUUAUGGUCCCACUCUCAAGAGGAUGUUUCACAGUUCUUUAUCAAGAGACAAAGCUAGCUGCAGCUGACCUGCCUUGGUUCUAUUUUGGUAACUAAGAAUAUAAAGGAGUAAUGUUUUUACACUCUGAAGAUGGUGCUGUGUCAAGAAGGACUUUUUUUUUUUAUUUUAUAAGUACCUUAUAGGAGGAAAGAUUGGUGAUGUGCAUGGUGGGGUUUUACUGCCUCUGGUGCUUUGUCAUGUAUUUGGUUUAAUGUUUUUGUCCUAAUCUCUUCAAUAAAUAAAAUUGUGCAUAUUUAACUAAA